AUGAUACCACGAAGAUCUGUGCAGUUUCUACUUGGAGUAUAUAACAAACGCAGGCUUACUACAAGCUCUGUCAUUAACCAUCCACCUGAACUUUUGGACGACCUUGUUCGCAGAGGAUUCAUUCACGAUGUCACCAGACGCGAUCACCUCCGUGUUUCGCUCCAAACAACGCAGGGUGUAUACGCGGGAAUAGAUCCUACUGCAAGCUCAUUGCAUGUUGGCCACUUGAUCCCUCUUAUGUGCCUUCUUCAUUUCCAUCUUCGCGGCCACAGAGUCAUCCCCCUCAUAGGUGGAGCAACAGGGCGCGUUGGGGACCCUUCGGGGCGAUCGGUUGAGCGGCAAUUAGCAGACGUCGAACAGGUUGAAAACAAUGUUCAGUGUCUUCAAAAAAGUGUGCGGUCCUUUUUUAGCCGAGCUGUGGCCUACGCAGAAACGCGUCAUGGAGCAGUGCAGGAAGAGCGCUUUCUUCCUGUCGUGGAAAGCAAUCUAAAAUGGCAUUCGCAACUCACCAUGCUUGAUUUUCUUCAAUCUGUCGGUAUCCAUGCACGCGUCAACACAAUGCUAAACAGGGAGAGCGUGCGAGCACGGUUAAGUUCCCAGCAGGGCUUAUCGUUUACGGAGUUCACCUACCAACUCCUCCAAGCUUACGAUUUUUACCAUCUCUACAAGCAUCAUAACUGUUCCAUCCAAGUUGGCGGGUCAGAUCAAUGGGGAAACAUUUUGGCAGGGUUGGAACUCAUUGGCCGGCUUGAUGAUGGUCCUAGCGCACCGGCGACAAGUCAUACAGGAGCAUACGGAAUUACAACCCCUCUGUUGACUACUUCCUCUGGAGAGAAAUUUGGGAAGAGUGCAGGCAACGCCAUUUGGCUCAACCCAGACCAAACUAGUGUUUUUGAUUUUUACCAGUACUUCUUGAAAGUAUCCGAUGCAGAUGUUGAAAGGUACCUGAACCUUUUUACACUGAUGACUUCGCAAGAUAUUCAAAAUGUCAUGGGGGUUCAUGUCGACCAUCCCGAAAAAAGAGUUGCUCAGCGUCGUCUUGCAGCCGAAGUGACAGAAAUGGUUCACACUCCUGAGGGGCUGGUAAAUGCGGAGACGCUGACUGGUCUUUUCUUUGAGUCGGAUUAUGCUGGUCUCAAAGUCAAGGACAUUCUCUUGGCUCUCAAGGACGAUCCACGACUUGUUCUGGUUUCCGAGGAGGAGAUGAGAGCGACGCCUAUUUAUAAACUAGCAAGCAGGCAUGGGCUCGCUUCCUCUAAUUCCGCUGCACGGGCACUGGUGGCAUCACGAGGCCUGUAUGUGAACGACAUCGUUGUUUGCGAUAUUCAAACACAUAUCCCAAUCGAACAUCUCAUCGACGGACGGGUUGCCAUUAUGCGAGCCGGGAAAGACAAGAUUUGCAUUUUGAUUCUGGAAACAUCUUAA
This is a messenger RNA of Laccaria bicolor S238N-H82, 1425 nucleotides long. RefSeq lists its product as uncharacterized. The coding region runs from base 1 to 1425 and encodes 474 amino acids. The transcript is spliced from 8 exons. Gene Ontology annotation, biological process: tyrosyl-tRNA aminoacylation. NCBI's taxonomy places the organism in Eukaryota, Fungi, Basidiomycota, Agaricomycetes, Agaricales, Hydnangiaceae. Gene Ontology annotation, cellular component: cytosol; mitochondrion. Gene Ontology annotation, molecular function: tyrosine-tRNA ligase activity; RNA binding; ATP binding. The record is from RefSeq and is a predicted model, not a curated record.